UUUACGCGCAAAAUUCAGAUUGUCCUAAUUGUGCGACACUUUUCAUUCGUCUUCACCCGUUGUGCAUCAUAAUUCAUUCUUUAUUUAUUCUAAUAUCAUUUCGAUGACUUCCUGUCAAAAUAUCGUUGCUUCAGAAGAGGGAAUUAUCCAUAAUUUUACCAUUGAUACAUUUAGUUCUACUUUAAACGAUGAAAGUUAUCGUUUUGAAUACUGCAAAUCCACUUCUAACAGCUGCCAACAAUUGUCAUUAUCAAGACAUCGUCUUUGUAAUUUAUUCUUACCUUCCAUCGGAGAAUGGACGAUAAUUAGCACAGAAAAUAUUAAAGAGAUCUCUACGGGUAAAACUAUUACAUGUGCAUUUUUGCAGUGCUUAAAAGAGCAGCAAGUAACUUUUAUUAUCGUGUCUUACUGCUCUGAUAAACUGCUUCCGUUAAGACGUUAUGUUAUUGACACUAAACAACCUGAAUUGGCUGUCACAUCUAAAAUCAAGUCGAUGUAUCAGAAUGUACAGCUUGUGGAUGGGCCUAGUUUAAUGUGGAUUUCAGACUCCGAACUACAACUAGCUCUUUCAUCUGAUGGGAGUUACGAGUUAGAGUUGAAAACAGUCCGCCUGGAUCGUUUGUCAUACCCAGAACGUUCUUAUAACAACUUUAAAUUACUUUGUUGUUAUGAUUUAAUUAACAUGUCACUUAUAAUCGGUCAUGUUUUCGACAAACACAAAAACAGAGAGAAAUCAGAAUAUUUCGGUGUGAUGUUCAAUCAAAGCUUUAAUUCGUUUCAAACAAUCGACAUUUCUCGAAUCUUACCUUUGGCCCACUCAACGACCAUUCAACACCUUUUUAUCACUCACUGUUCAAUAUCAAUUAAAGCUAAACAACAAGGAUCGAACGAGUGGGCCGAUACAUUACAGGUUCGAAUGUUUGUAUUUACCGAAGAAAGAUAUUUGAUGGAAGUUCACAACGGGAAGCUUUUGAGGUGUUUCAACAUUCCUCAGCAACAAACCAGUUUUUCUAGUCUAACCACUCUUUACAAAGGUUAUGAAUGUUCCUCACCUAUUCUACACACUUCAGAUUACGAAGCCCACGUGGUAGCUGCACAACUUGACAAGGUAAAAUUUGUUAUCAAAGAUGUUAACAAGAUUUUUGUGCAAGAUUUUCUUCAGUGUGGAACACAGCAGGUAUUGUUUCUGGGUCUUCAUAGCAAUGAGGAAACAGAGGGUUCAGAGUUGGUUAAAUUCUGGCUGCUUACUGAUUUGGAAUGCCAUCACUUUCAGGAUGGUAAUGCUGAUGUGAUGAAACUUGUACAGGAUGAAAAUACAGCAUUUAAUGAUGGAGAUUUUUGUCCACCUGCUGUUGGUGAGGUUCUCUUACAGCAAAUACAGCAAGAUGUUCUGACCCUUGAAGAGAAAAAAAGGCUCAUCGAUGAACAAAAUCAAUUUAUAUCAGACGUAUGUCACUUGUUGAAUGGUGAAGGCAACAGAAAUCUGCUCUCUCCAGAUUCUGUGAAUCCUUUUAGAAUGAUGACCUUCAUCAAAGGAUCUCCAAGUGUAGUUGAAACGAAGAGAACCAAACCUGCAGAAGUGGAUGUUGAAAUUGUUGAUGUUUGGCAGAAAAUCGUUGGAGAGCAGUGGAUCGUUGGUGUGGAUUUUAAACCUACAGUUUCUAGAAAGUUCCGAAAUGUCUCCCUGUUGGUUAUGUCAGAUCAAGAACAUAACGACAUUUUGGCUUCUGGUAACUGUCUGUUGAAUCACUUGCACACAACAGGAAAGAGAUCUCCUACAAUGACCACCACCACCACCACUAGUGAUAAAGCUGAUGUAAAACAUCUCUCUGGUACCGAAACCAUUACAUGUGCCUUAGACACCUUACCAAAGAUUGGAGUAAAACCAACAUCAAAAUUUCUUGUAUUCUUGCAUUGCUGUGAUUCGAGCUAUGAGACAGAGUCAUCUGUGAGUUACUUAGUUCCAUGUGGGGCUGUCAGUUUUGACCCGGAAACAUUACUAAACACGAUGUCACCUUACCAGCAGCUUCUUGCUCUGACAGAAUCCAUAUCUUCUGAAGACAUGAAAAGGUCACUGAUUGCCUUCAAUUCUGUCCAAAACUGUUGGAAAUUUCUCAUAAAAUCUCGUCUGACAAAUCUAACUUCAAUGAACGACUGGUUUCAGUCACAGCAAGAACUUUCAUGGUCAUUCCAUCUUGAACGGUUUGCUUUUCUUUUACCUGAAGGACCAUUUAACCAAGUUCAAAUUGCAGUGUCUUACUCUCAUCUUCAUGAGUGUUCCAUUCAUAUUUAUGCUCACGAGGAGUCCUCCAUCCUGCCUGUCCUUCACUUCCUCUACAGCAGACUACCUGACGAUGUCCUCAUCCUUCCUCAAACUGACCGACAUAAACAUCAAGUUGUCACCUUCUUACAGACUCUUCAUCACCAACUUCAGGCCAUGUGUGAGGUCCUGUUGAAAUUCAACCAGGACAACAACGAUGACUUCAACAAGGAGUCUUCCUCUCAAGGAGGUCAUCAUGCGUAUGAAUCGCGAGAGAUGAUGCCAAAUGCUUUGAAGAAGAUGAGGUAUGAGUGGGAGGCUAAGAGGAGGAAACUUCACAGCAGAUGGACUCUCAGUGGUGACCAACUGAAAGAUUUUGCUGCAGCAUGGCAUGCCUUUCAAAAGAGAUCUGCAAUUACAUCAGACAUAUUUUCAAAAACAUAAGGUGAGGGUGAUUGUUGCAGGGUGAUAUUCAGGUAGGGCUGUGGCACAUCAAACAAAUGUUUAAUAGGAUUCAGUUAUGUCUCUUUUUUAAAUUCUAAUUUUUCAAAUUGUGCCAUGGUUAGAUUUUGUCUUUCACCUUCUAGGGUUGAUAAAAUAAUAUACCAGUCAAGUCCUGCAUUUAGUUUAAAUCAACUAACUCCUCUUGGAUUGCUGGUUUUGUGCCUAACAUUAUUAUUAUUGUUAUUAUUAAGGCUGUGAGCUGGCAGAAUCGUCAGCAUGCUGGGCAAAAUGAUUUUGUCCAUCUUCACAUUCUGAGUUUGGAUUCCACCGAGGUCAACUUUGUUUUUCUUCCUUUUGGGGGUCGAUAAAAUAAGUACCAGUUGAGUACUGGAGCCAAUGUAAUCUCAACUACCCCCUCCCCCAAAAUUUCAGGCCUUGUGCCUAUAGUAGAAAGAAUUAUCAUUAUUAUAAGGUGGCGAGCUGGCAGAAUUGUUAGCACACUGGGCAAAGUGCUGAGCAGCAUUUCAUCCGUCUUUAUGUUCUGAGUUCAAAUUCUGUGAAGGUCAACUUUACCUUUCAUCCUUUUUGGUUGCAUGGCGUUUAGUUAAGGACCUCCUCUCUCUCUAGUCCUUGGGAUCAGCCUGGUAUCUCCUCUUGCUGAGGUAGACUUUGCCUUUCAUCCUUUCAGGGUGGAUAAAAUAAAUACCAGUUGACCACUGGAACUGAUGCAAUCGAUUUACCUUCUUCCCCAAACUUGCUGGCCUUGUGCUGGAGUUUGAAAUCAAUAUUGUACCAAGAUUAUAAUGAAGACUGUUUGAUAUAAAGGAUUGCCUCUAUACAAGUCUAUAGGGGUAGCUAGAGUAUGUGGAUAUCUCCAUGGCAUUUACAGGGCAUGGAAGGGAUAUUAUAGAAAUGGUUUUGUAUUCGCUCUGUCUUAAUUCAGACUAAAUGGGAUCCUGACUUCCCUACAUUUACUUGUGUCUUUCUUAUUCUCUGAUUGUGCAGGUAAGGGUUCUAGUCCAUAGCGCAGCCAGGGAGUGUUGAUAUGUCUAUGAAACUAUGUAAUGUGGUAGGGAGUUUUAUAGAAAUAAACUAGUAUCUCUCUUUAUAUUCCUAGUCUGUUAGGAGAGGGGGGCCUUUUUAGGGUAUAAUAGCAAAUGGGCAAUUAGCUGACCAAGGCACUCUCUGCUGGGACCUGAGGUGUCCUUCCCCAACAGACAUAUGCAGAAAUAUCUAUCAUAUGAUAGCUGUGCAGAAUAUGGUUGAUGAUGAUGAUGAUGCCACCAAUGAGCAGACAACUCAUUUUUAAGAUAGAUCCUAAGAUCUGUCUUAGAAAGGAGGCUUUACUUACAUAUCUGGCACAAUGCCACCUCAUUCAAUUCUACACCAUUUCAAUCAAGGGGUCUUGUUUUGAGAGUUUAUUUGGUGACCUCAUUAGUGCCAGUUACAUGAGAAAGCACUCUGGACACUCUAUAAAGUGGAUGGCAUUAGAAAGAGCAUUUAGCUGUAGAAACCAUGUCAAAAUAGACAUUGGAGCUCAAUGUGGUCCUCCUGCUUGUUGGAUCUUAUCAAAUGGUCCAACCCAUGCCUGCAUGGAAUACAGGUGCUAAACGAUGACGAUGACAACAACAACCAGUCGUUACUGUGCUUCAAAAGAUACCUCAACAUAACACCUAUUUACUUCACCUCUAUGUUGUUUAACUUAAUGAAGGAGAAAUGAAGAAAAGAUUUUCACCUAAACUGUAAAUAGUCAUUCCAAGAUCAAAGGAAAUGAGAUAUUUUUGGAAAUUGCUUUACUUUGUAAAUUGUAAAAUAUUACAAAAACAGAAAUAUAAAUUUAUAUUGUUAUUCGUUUUAA
This is a messenger RNA of Octopus bimaculoides (California two-spot octopus), 4562 nucleotides long. RefSeq lists its product as uncharacterized. Gene Ontology annotation, biological process: replication-born double-strand break repair via sister chromatid exchange; interstrand cross-link repair; negative regulation of double-strand break repair via homologous recombination. NCBI's taxonomy places the organism in Eukaryota, Metazoa, Mollusca, Cephalopoda, Octopoda, Octopodidae. The record is from RefSeq and is a predicted model, not a curated record. Gene Ontology annotation, cellular component: Fanconi anaemia nuclear complex.